AUCAUGCCCAGCGUUCGGUCAGUGUCGGGCCAUCGCAGCGGCCCAGUCCCCGUGGAAAGGCGCCGGCAGGACGAGGCAUGAGCGUUGAUCGCGGUUUGGCUACCCAGCCCGCUAUGCGCGCGCCAGGCUCGACCCCAUCCCCCGAGCUUCGACGACCAGCAAGUCGGAAUUCCGUCAAUUUCUCCUAUCCGAUGAACUCUCGGCCAAAUUCCCCGGACGGGUCUCCCAAUGCACUGGAUAGGCGCGAUGCUUCCACGAGCAUCUCACUAGCGGGUCAGCUAUCCUCGCCCGAAUCUCCCAAAGUCAAGAAUUCUAGUCCUCGAUCGGUCCGAACGACAAAGAGCAUGGGCGUUACCCCGGGCAGUCCUAGUCGAGGCCCGCAGUCCUCCGGCACUGCAGUGGCCGCUGCGCAGGCGGCGGUGGUGCCUCGGGUGCAAGAUGUCACUCAUACCCAACCCCCAGUUUCUGCGGCCCCUCGCAUCGCUGCCCCUCGCGAGCAGACAGCCCCCGACCAGGCCCCUAGCCAGCCUGCUGCACCCUCAGAACACAAGCAGCUAGUCCGCCCACAUCUAGUAAAACGACCAUCCACGGUCGCUGAAGAUGCUCAAGGCGAAGAACGUGCCGAGUCAGGUGUCCCAAAGCAGCGGCCUAUUCCACCUCGAGGGGGCAGUGUGACGCCGGAUGCCCAACCGACGGUCGCAUUUCCUCCCACUCCCGAUAGAAGCAAGGAUCAAUUACUCAGCCCACCCAUAAGUCCCAAGGUGCCCACACAACCCACUGAGGCUGGUCCGGACAGUCAGCCGUCAGACAUUCGCCAGUCAGGUAGCCCGGGCAGAUCGGCGCACUUUUCCCGUCACUUGCUGGUGGCAGCCUUGGCCGGCGAGCAGCUGCACCAACCUCCCCCUCGGUCACUGUCCCCUGCCAAAUCAGCCAUGAAGACUCCACGCAAGACUUCGCUUUCUCCGGAGGGCCAAACCGAGUCCGUCCUCCGGCCAGGACCGCCUUUGAGCGAGUUAUCUGACGGGACCUCGGUAGCCUCCGACGAAGGGACUAAGCAAGGGAUCCGAAGGAAGCCAAUCAAGGUCAGUUUUGAUGACGAGGCGGAGGUGGUCGGAGUUGCUGCAAGUCCUCCAACGUCGCCGGAACAAACGUCUCCUGAGCCGCUCCCCGAGAAGCCCAAACCGAAGAGCCAUUGGUUCGGUGGGAAGAAGAAACCGACUCCGCUGAACACAGAGUUUGACGAAGUGUUGAAGCCGCGCCGAGCUCUCCCGUCGUUUGGCAGUAUACGAGCCAGUCGGGACGGUGAGGCGCAAGAGAAAUCCGUGCCUGAAUUGAGCGACAACGAUUCGACGACAUCGUCUGACUCGCCUGCGGAAGCAUUGAGGUGGUCGUUCUCAGACGACCACGCAAUUGGGGGCCUUCUGACUGAACAGCAAUCGAAGGACUCAGAGCCCCGCGUGGCGCCGCUUAUGCUCGCGAACGCAGCCGAAAGCGAAUCUGAGGCAGAGAAAUCGCCGCAGGAGAGUCAUUCUGCUGGUCAAGCGAAUCAGCCAGAAUUCCCGGCAGGAACGGCUGAUGUUUCAUCUCAUGCUGGGCAGGAGCGUACCGCAGAGACAACUUUGGCAGUACCCAAUAUUAUGGUGCAGCCGGCGUCUCCCGUGUUUGAGAAGGAGCGUCGGAGCCUCGAGUGGUAUGAAGUUCCUGGUGGUUUUCCUCGCUCGUCAUUGGAGUUCGACCCCAACGCCCAUGGUAAGAUGAAGGCGAAGGAGAAUUCUACGGAUGCUACCAACAAUGCCACCAUAGGCCCUUCCGAUGACGAAAGCGGUGACGAGUCGGGCGACAGUAUCUACAGUGAUGCUGAGGAGGGAACCGAAGGGAACGGCUUCGGGUCGAUCAAUGCCAUCGUGGACGACGAAACAGCGGCGACUCCGGCUUCCACGAGCACGGCCAAAAUACCUGCGGAGACUGGUACCAACACAGGGAGGUCUCACUCGCCAUCUACCGACUGGCCAGAUAUCCCUCAGACCUGUCAAAUUGCACACACGGUGACUACCUUCCCGGAUAAGGUUAUGGAACCGAUCCCAGAGUCCCCAGGAUCUUCCCACGAGCCCCUUCCGUUUUCGUCACCUUAUCCACCGUUUCCGACCCAGCCCAAGAACAGACGAAGCUCACCGCAAGCCGAUAUUUCACGUUCCUCUUCAGUCACUGUGCGUCCAGCCAGACAAUCCAUGCUGGUGGGAAGCAGCGACACAAUGCCUGGUGACAAGGCACCGCGUGGUGUAAAUGAGUCAGCUGUAAAUGGGCAGUUGGCAUCCCAGCCUGAGCCCUCUAAUAUACGCCAGCGGCCGACUCCAAACAAUUCCCGGAGACGACCAGUUUCAUGGAGCCCAGCUCUUGCCGAAGGCGGCUCUCAGGACCUGAGCCGUACGCCGCACAUCAACGGCAAGUCUUCCCCGGCGUCACCAAGACCCCUAUCCAGUGGUAGUGAUUCGUCCAGCAGCUUCAAAAGGGCUAGUCGGCCUGCGCGUGCAGAAUCCAACUAUACCAUGCGACGGACCAUGCGGAAUACUCCAGGCCGCUUAGCCCCUAACAGAGCAUCGUCCCCGCCAGUGGAUACCCGCCCGGUGUCUUCCGAAUCUGGGUUUGGCACGAUGCGCACAACCUUACGGGGGAAUGGACCUAAACGUGAGAAGCCCUCGUUGUUCUCCAACAAUAAGGCUCCGAAAUCCAAACUUACAAAGGCGCCGGGCGGUGGUUUCGCCUCCCGGUUUCCUGACUCGGACUCGGACGAUGAGGGGUACGAGGCCUGGAGGUCACGGCAUCGGUACGAGGAUUCCAGUGAUGAUGAACAGCGGAGCCCGAAUGCCAUGCGACCCGUCCGGGGCAUUCCUCGUCGGCAGGGCACGCACGACGGUGAUUCGACAGAACUGGAAGAUAGUUCCGAUGAGGAGCAUCGUGCACCCCCGCUAGCCAAUCCGCAGUCCCCAGCAAAGUCGAGCACAUCUCGGGACCCUGCGCUAGCCGUUGUGGCUAAGAAUCGCGGGAUGACGGAAGACGAGCUGGAGGAAUUUCUUCGCCAACCUAAUCGGGGCCGAAAGCCUGGCCUUUUUAAGCGCUUCAGCAUGCGAAAGUCGAAGUCUCCCUUGGAUAGAGGCUUAGUAAAAUCUGCGGUGGACAGUCCCGCACGCAAUGGAGGGCCUCCAGAGCGGCCUCGGCCGGAUCAUGAACAAACCCGAGGGGAGUCUCCGUUUCCUGGGGCUGAGUCGAACAUUGUGACCACCAUCACGGCGACUAAUCCGCCCCCGCCCCCAUCCAAGCUACUUCGUCGGCCUUCCCAGCGGUCUUCUCGCAGCGACAACUGGCCAUUGCGCUCCGAUCGAAAGGAAACUCGAACGGGCUCACCCCUUCCUGCUACUAGCCCAUCAGAGCGACUGGCCACGGUCGAUGAAACUUCUCAAAGCGGCAGUAUGGUCGUUGCACCUACACAGGGAUCUGUCAAAGAGAACGUAGACCCUUCGACUGGAACGACUGGAGACAAGAGUGAGGGACGGCCGACCAACGUGGCGGACGUACCGAUCUCGUCCUCAGGACGCAAGAAACGGUUUCCCCGACUCCGGAAGGCGUUCGGCCUGCGCGGCUGAAGCGAACCGGACAUUCCCUUCUCAUAUAUAUAUAUACAUACGAUCUAAUACCUGGUCUUGUUGACUUCAUCUUGUCAUUUUCUUCUCUUCCAUGUCUGUGUUGGAAAUAUGUGUUGUAAUAGCUUGUUGAUUUGUUACGAUCUGACUUAAUUUAUAAUCAUGGCGAAUGCCGGCCAUCGCGGAUGAAGUCUGGGGAUGGACAGCGACACGGCGCAAUUGGAGGCAAGAAAAGUCGGGGCAGAUGGGUUGAUAAGGCCUUACGAGAAUACGGAUUACUCGGCGCUCAGAGAUGGGGCAUUGUUUGAACAUUUGGGAUUUCAUUUUGGACUUGAUUGAUACCCUCGUUUAGGUUGCCAUUUCGGCCGGAGGCAACAGGCCGUGGCCAACAACUUACAUAAUCAAUAUUUAUGAGAGACCUACACUACGUUUCUCUUUGUCUUGCACUCUUAUCAUUGUAGAUUUGCAUCUUCCUUCUGUUGGAGCUCCAAGGCGGUG
Molecule: messenger RNA, 4136 nt
Organism: Aspergillus welwitschiae
Lineage: Eukaryota; Fungi; Ascomycota; Eurotiomycetes; Eurotiales; Aspergillaceae
Exons: 1
Coding region: 78-3641 (1187 amino acids)
Source: RefSeq, a predicted model, not a curated record